This is a messenger RNA of Camelina sativa (false flax), 2092 nucleotides long. NCBI's taxonomy places the organism in Eukaryota, Viridiplantae, Streptophyta, Magnoliopsida, Brassicales, Brassicaceae. The record is from RefSeq and is a predicted model, not a curated record.
GUUUCAUUAUAGGAGUUUGAUCUUGUAGUAGAGAGAGUUGUAGCAGAGUUUGAUCUUUUAAGCUAAGUCUCAUGCUCAUCUAGGUGUAAGACAACAAAUAUAAACCGGAUUUAACCGACUAAAACUGUUAGGGAGAAGAGAUAAACCGGAAUUUGGUUUUUGGCUUAUAUAAACGAAACCAAUUGGAAUUAAACCUCAAUUCCUUCGAAAAGUUCACUCACUUCAACUCUCGGUUUAUGAUGCAAGACCAUGUUAACAAUCAUGCUCUUCUUUAAUCUCAUAGAUUGUUUCCCUCAGAUCAAGAACUAAGAAUUAAAUAAACCGGUUAUGGUUAUGGUUAGUUAGUUGGCUAUAUAAACAGAAACAAAGAUUGAAUAAAAAUCGCAAUUCAAUCUUUUAUUCAUUCUCAAGUUUCCUUUUUUUAAUCUCUCUGUAGUCUUCUCUUUCAAACUAAACUCCAUGACGACUAACCUUUCUAACGGCGACGAACCACCGCAAGAAACCAUCCAACCGCCGAUGUCAUCGCCGUCAUCGUUUACGUCACUGCCACGCGAAAUGGUAUUAAACGUCUUAGCCCGCGUACCAAAACGGUUAUACCCAAUCCUCUGUUGCGUCUCCAAGAACUUGCGUAGUCUUGUUCGCUCGGCUGAGAUUCAAAAGACUCGAUCUUCCCUCGGAAAAGAUUCUCUUUAUAUCUGCGUCAUGGACGAAACUAUGGAUGAAGAAUAUAUGCGUACUCGGACUUAUCAAUGGUUCAGUCUCCGCAGGGUUGAGGACAGUACGACCGAGAAUGUCUUCGUCUCCGUCGAUUUCUCUUUCCUUCCCGAGCCUUGUCGUCGCUCUGCUUCCGUCGUCGCCUUUGGUCCUAAGAUGUUCUUCAUUCCCGGAACUAAUCAUCGCUCAUCAAGCUUUAGGAUCUUUGACACCCAAUCUGGAAAGGUUCGUCAAGGACCUAGUUUGCUAGUGAACCGAACGUAUAAUUGCGUAGCACUAGUUGGGGGUAAGAUCUAUGUGAUUGGAGGAUGCAGAGAAGACGAGCUUACAGCGGAAAGCUUUGAUCUAAAGACGGAAGCUUGGGAAAGAGCUCCGAGUCCCCAUGAAGAAGAUAGUCGCAUAUGGAUUCAUGGGACAGGUGCUCCACUAGACAGAAAGGUUUGUGCUGUAAGCUUAUUUGGAGGCCUGACAUGUUACGAUACUAGAGAUGGUUCUUGCGAGACAUCUGAGUUGCCUUUUGGAAAAUGGUGGAACACAGGAGUGUGUGUUAUAGACAAUGUGCUCUACGUUUACUUCUUUCGUUUCGGUUUAAUGUGGUAUGACACUGAACUGAGGCUAUGGAGAGUGGUUUUUGGUUUGGAUCUUGGCGAAGCUCAAGGCGUUGCAAUGGCUGAAUACUAUGGGAAGUUGGCGCUUCUAUGGGAGAAACCAAGUCAUUUUUGUCGUGGAAGCAAAGAGAUUUGGUGUAGAAUGAUUGGCUUGGCUAGGAGUGAAGAAGGAUUCAAUGGAGCUGCAGAACCCUCCCAACUUCUCAGGAUUGUUCCUCGCACCUUUAGUUUUCACCAUUGUCUGUCGGUUGGUUAACUCGAGAUCUAUUGUUGCUUAGUACUUUCUUUGGUACUGCCUACUGUGCAAUGAUUGUUUUGGAUAGGAGUGAAGUAAGGAUUCAUUUGACUGUAAGUAGAACCAUCUCAACUUCUUGGUAUUGUUCCUCGAGGCUCAUAUAGAUUGCAGCAUUGUCUUUCUCCUUUAGUGUUAUACACGAGAGACAUAUUGUGGAUACAUCAAUACGGUUUGUUUACAAGAUUAUGAAUGUGCUGAUGCGUUUACUUCUUCAGCUCUUUAAUUAGUCAUUAUCGUUGCGGUUUCAGCAACUUGCUCUGUUCCACCUAAUCUAAAUUGCAAGAUACUGUACAUUAGCAGUUAGCAAGUUUGUGUGUUGAUGUGUUUCUCUUGUCCCUGUCUACUAAACCGAUUCAAAUGAAAACCAAAACUGUGUAUCUACUAAACCAAACAGAACAAAAUGUCUGAGAGGCUCCUCCUAUCACUGCCGCGUACAUUGUAGUCAAGCAUCUGCAAAGAGAGGCACCAAAUCAGC